This is a messenger RNA of Emiliania huxleyi CCMP1516, 1821 nucleotides long. RefSeq lists its product as hypothetical. The transcript is spliced from 6 exons. Gene Ontology annotation, molecular function: ATP hydrolysis activity; ATP binding. The record is from RefSeq and is a predicted model, not a curated record. NCBI's taxonomy places the organism in Eukaryota, Haptophyta, Isochrysidales, Noelaerhabdaceae. Bases 17 to 1624 code for a protein of 535 amino acids.
CACAGGCAAGCGAACGAUGGCUGCCCCCCCGCUCUCCGCGCUCUCCUGCCAGAACCUCUGGUUCUCGUACGAGGUCGCCGAGAACAUCUCCACCACCGCCAAGUUCGUCGGUGAUGACGUGACAAAGGCCGCCGCCAAGAAGGGCACCCAAGCGCACGGCACGCACGACGGCGGCCUCUCCAUGGACAUGCCCCGUCAGCAGCACCUGUCGGGCACGCGGGCAGCGUACAAACUGCAGCUCGAGGACGUGAGCUUCUCCCUGCCCGCCGGCUCGCGCACCCUCCUCCUCGGCGCCAACGGCGCGGGCAAGUCGACGCUCCUCUCGGUGCUCGGAGGCAAGCACAUGGUCGAGGAGGGCAUGGCGCGCGUGCUCGGCCGGCCCGCCUUCCACGACACGUCCCUCGCAACGGAGCUGGCGCUGCUGACCGGAAACUGGACGCACACGGUCGCCUUUGUGGGGCACAACGUCCCCUACCAGGCGAUGGAGGUCUCGCGCCUCAUCGAGUCGCACUCUGUCGGCGUCGACGCGACGCGUGUGCAGCGGCUGGUCUCGCUGCUCGAGGUGGACUCGAGUUGGAACCUGACGACAGUCUCGGACGGGCAGCGGCGGCGCGUGCAGAUCCUGUGCAAGCUGCUCAAGCCCUCGUCCGUCCUCCUCCUCGACGAGAUCACCACCGACCUCGACCUGCUCGCGCGGCAGGAGGCGGAGGAGCGGGGCGUGACCAUCGUCUACUGCACGCACAUCUUCGACGGCCUCGAUGACUGGCCCACCCACAUCGCCUACGUCUCCAAGGGAAAGCUCGAGUUUUGCAAGCCGAUGGCCGAGCUGGCGACGCUGCUCCUGAGCGUGGCGCGCGGCUCGCGCUCGCUGCUCGUCGGCGCAAACGGCGCCGGCAAGACGACGCUGCUCCGGCUGAUUGGCGGCAAGCACAUGGUCGCCGACGGGCAGCUGCACGUGCUCGGCCGCGAGGCGUUCGGCGACACGAAGCUCAACACACUCGUCUCGAUGCUCUCGGGCGACUGGACGCGGCAGGCGGAGACGAGCCCCGAGAGAGAUGGGCCGAGAGAGCUGCGCGCGGCGGCGGGGCCGUCGUUUUCUGCAUUCGGCGUGCCCUUCCAGGCAGACUUCUCGGUCGGCUUCAUGGCCAAGGCGUUCGCCGACUCGCUCGUCCGCGACGGCCUCCCGCAGAGUGUCGUCAGCGCGCGGCUCGAGCGGCUGACGAGCUUGCUCGACCUCGACUUCGAGUGGCGGCUGCACAAGGUGUCGGACGGGCAGCGGCGGCGCGCGCAGCUGCUGCUCAAGCUGCUGCGCCCGUCGGAGCUCCUCCUCCUCGACGAGGUGACGACCGACCUCGACGUGCUCUCGCGGCAGGCGCUGCUCCAGUUCCUGCGCGAGGAGACCGAGCAGCGCGGCGCCUCCGCCACCGACUCGGACGACGCGGAUGAGCAGCCGACGAAGCGCACCGCCCGCCGCGCCGAGGCGGCGUCGCUCGACGUUUCGGCUUGCCCCUCCACCGUUUCCGCGAUGGAGACGGAGCCGGCGCAGCCGCCGCCAAAGCCGACGGCCGCCUCGAAGUUCGACCGCUUCGGCGGCGCGUCGCGCCAGUCGAUGUACGCGCGCUGAUGGCCCGGGCUGGGGGCGCGCUGAUGGCGCGAGCUCGCGCAGUCGUCCACCUAUUUCUACGCCGAAGGCGGUGCCGCCCCGCGCCGCCAUCGCCCACCGCGCGCUCGAACACGGCAGAACUCCGUGCGAAUGCUGCUGCGGCGGGGUCGGGGGAAGGGGGUCGAGGGGGCAAACACUGUGGACCGCUCACCGGGAGA